UUGUUCUACGUCUACAAGGCUUCCAUCUUGGAUGUUUCAUACAUGGACUGUCAGUUUUGUGUGAAAAAAAAAGUUUAUAUUUCGUUACUAAUUCGUGUUAAUAUUCGUUCGAUAGGCAAGAAGUGUUUUUAACUUUAUUUUGUGUGUUUUGUUGCAAAAAUACAGCAACAUGACGCAGCAGUUGCUUCCUAUAAAGUUCCAGGAACACUUACAGCUCACCAAUGUUGGUAUCAACGCUGCCAACAUCACAUUUGCCACUCUCACCAUGGAGAGUGACAAGUUCAUCUGCGUGAGAGAAAAGGUUGGUGAAAUAUCCCAGGUGGUCAUCAUCGACAUGGCUGAUACGUCCAAUCCCAUCCGUAGGCCUAUCACCGCAGAGAGCGCAAUUAUGAAUCCUGCUUCAAAAGUCAUUGCUCUCAAAGGUAUCGGUAAGGCAGGUGUGGAAACACAAAAAACACUCCAAAUUUUCAACAUAGAAAUGAAAUCCAAAAUGAAAGCACACACAAUGUCCGAAGAUGUUAUUUUCUGGAAAUGGAUCAGCCCUAACACUUUGGCUUUAGUCACUGAAACAUCCGUAUACCACUGGUCCAUGGAAGGAGAUUCGACUCCACAAAAAAUGUUUGAUAGACAUUCCUCUUUGAACGGUUGUCAAAUCAUUAACUACAGGACAGAUCCAAAACAAAACUGGCUACUUUUGGUUGGUAUCAGUGCUCAACAAUCUCGAGUCGUGGGAGCUAUGCAGUUGUACUCUGUGGAAAGAAAAUGCUCCCAACCAAUAGAAGGGCAUGCCGCCUCUUUUGCCACCUUUAAAAUGGAGGGUAAUCCCGAACCAUCGACUCUCUUCUGUUUCGCAGUGAGGACUCUGCAGGGUGGAAAGCUGCAUAUUAUCGAGGUUGGUCAAAGUCCUGCUGGUAACCAACCAUUUCCCAAAAAGACCGUUGAUGUAUUUUUCCCUCCGGAAGCACAAAACGACUUCCCAGUGGCUAUGCAAGUUUCCGCCAAAUACGAUGUCAUCUAUCUGAUAACCAAGUACGGAUACAUCCAUAUGUAUGAUAUUGAGAGUGCCACAUGCAUAUACAUGAAUCGAAUAUCGAGCGAAACCAUCUUUGUUACUGCCCCACAUGAAGUAUCUGGUGGUAUUAUUGGUGUUAAUAGAAGAGGUCAAGUCUUGUCAGUUUCCGUAGACGAAGAGAGCAUAAUUAGAUAUGUCAAUACAAUUCUUCAUAAUGCGGAUUUGGCGCUACGUAUGGCCAUCCGUAGCAACUUAGCAGGUGCAGAAGAACUAUUUGUCAGCAAAUUCCAGAUGCUUUUCCAAAAUGGACAGUAUGCUGAAGCAGCGAAAGUUGCUGCCAACGCACCAAAAGGUAUCUUGAGGACUCCUGCUACAAUCCAAAUGUUCCAACAAGUGCCAACUCAAGCUGGGCAGAAUAGUCCACUUCUUCAGUACUUCGGUAUACUUUUAGACCAGGGAAAGCUGAAUCGAUACGAGUCUUUGGAAUUGUGCAAACCGGUUUUGUUGCAAGGACGAAAACAGUUAUUGGAGAAGUGGUUGAAAGAAGAUAAACUGGAAUGUUCUGAAGAAUUAGGAGAUCUUGUCAAACAAGCUGAUCCUACUCUCGCUCUAUCUGUCUAUCUUAGGGCCAACGUACCAGCCAAGGUAAUUCAAAGUUUUGCUGAAACUGGACAGUUUCAAAAGAUUGUCCUCUACGCCAAGAAAGUAUCUUAUACUCCUGACUACAUAUUCUUGCUUCGCCAAGUUAUGCGUACGAAUCCUGAUCAAGGAGCAGCUUUUGCUGGUAUGCUGGUUGCUGACGAAGAGCCAUUAGCCGAUAUCAACCAGAUUGUAGAUAUUUUCAUGGAGCAGAACAUGGUUCAGCAGUGCACCGCAUUCUUGUUGGACGCUCUGAAGAAUAACAGGCCCACCGAGGGACAUUUGCAGACAAGGUUAUUGGAAAUGAAUCUGAUGUCAGCUCCUCAAGUAGCUGAUGCCAUUCUUGGAAACAAUAUGUUUACGCACUACGACAGGCCACAUAUUGCACAGCUCUGCGAAAAAGCCGGUCUGUUGCAACGAGCCCUCGAGCAUUACACUGAUCUGUAUGAUAUCAAACGUGCAGUUGUACAUACUCAUCUCCUACCCGCAGAUUGGUUAGUCAACUUCUUUGGCACACUGAGCGUCGAGGACAGCUUGGAAUGUUUGAAGGCAAUGCUUACUGCCAACAUCAGACAGAACCUGCAGAUAUGUGUUCAGAUUGCUACUAAGUACCACGAGCAGCUAACAACAAAGGCUUUGAUUGACUUAUUUGAGAGUUUCAAAAGUUACGAAGGUAUGUCAUCGUUACAUAAUUUCCUGGGUUCGAUAGUCAAUUUCUCUCAGGAUCAAGAAGUCCAUUUCAAAUACAUCCAAGCAGCUUGCAAGACAGGUCAAAUCAAAGAAGUAGAACGGAUUUGCAGAGAAUCCAACUGUUAUAAUCCUGAACGUGUCAAGAAUUUCUUGAAAGAAGCCAAGUUGACCGACCAACUGCCUCUAAUAAUUGUCUGCGAUCGUUUCGACUUCGUUCACGAUUUGGUUUUGUACUUGUACAGAAAUUCCCUUCAAAAAUAUAUCGAAAUUUAUGUCCAGAAGGUUAAUCCCAGUAGGCUACCGGUUGUUGUUGGCGGCCUCUUGGAUGUCGAUUGUUCCGAAGACAUUAUUAAAAACUUGAUACUUGUCGUGCGAGGUCAGUUCUCCACCGACGAGCUGGUCGAAGAGGUAGAAAAAAGGAACAGGUUGAAAUUACUUCUUCCCUGGUUGGAGAGUCGAGUUCAUGAAGGUUGUGUAGAACCGGCUACACACAAUGCUCUAGCGAAAAUUUAUAUUGAUUCAAAUAAUAAUGCCGAGAGAUUCCUCAAAGAAAACCAAUGGUAUGAUUCACGUGUGGUAGGAAGAUAUUGUGAGAAACGUGAUCCUCACUUGGCGUGUGUAGCAUACGAACGUGGUCAGUGUGAUAGAGAACUGAUUGCUGUAUGUAAUGAGAACUCUUUGUUCAAGUCUGAAGCUCGUUAUUUGGUGCGCAGGCGUGAUGGCGAAUUGUGGGCUGAAGUACUUCAAGAGAGCAACCCAUACAGACGUCAGUUAAUUGAUCAGGUUGUUCAGACUGCUCUGAGCGAAACUCAAGAUCCUGAAGACAUUUCUGUAACUGUUAAGGCAUUCAUGACAGCCGAUCUACCUAAUGAACUGAUAGAAUUGUUAGAAAAAAUCGUUCUUGACACCUCUGUUUUCUCUGAACACAGAAAUCUACAGAAUCUUCUCAUCCUUACUGCUAUCAAAGCCGAUGCCACUAGGGUUAUGGAUUAUAUAAAUCGUUUAGACAACUACGAUGCUCCUGACAUUGCGAACAUCGCUAUUAACAAUCAUUUGUACGAAGAGGCUUUUGCCAUUUUCAGAAAGUUCGAUGUGAACACCUCGGCUAUUCAAGUUCUUAUUGAACAAGUGAACAAUUUGGAUCGUGCAUACGAGUUUGCAGAACGCUGUAAUGAGCCUGCCGUUUGGAGUCAGUUGGCCAAGGCACAGCUCAAUCAAGGCUUGGUCAAAGAAGCAAUUGACUCUUACAUCAAAGCCGAUGAUCCCUCUGCCUAUAUGGCAGUCGUCGAGACUGCCUCCCAAAACAACAGCUGGGAAGAUUUAGUACGCUAUUUACAAAUGGCCAGAAAGAAGGCAAGAGAAAGCUACAUUGAAUCUGAGCUCAUAUAUUCCUAUGCCAAGACAGGUCGCCUAGCCGAUCUAGAGGAAUUCAUCAGUGGUCCAAAUCACGCUGACAUACAGAAGAUUGGAGAUAGAUGCUUUGAUGACAAGAUGUAUGAUGCUGCCAAGUUGCUUUACAACAAUGUAUCGAACUUUGCCAGACUAGCAAUCACUUUGGUGCAUCUCAAAGAGUUCCAAGGAGCAGUAGAUAGCGCUCGUAAAGCUAAUAGUACAAGAACAUGGAAGGAGGUCUGUUUCGCUUGCGUAGAUGCCGAAGAAUUCAGAUUGGCUCAGAUGUGCGGAAUGCAUAUCGUUGUUCAUGCCGAUGAGUUGCAAGAUUUGAUCAACUAUUAUCAGGACAGAGGAUAUUUCGAGGAGUUGAUUGGAUUGUUAGAAGCUGCCUUGGGACUAGAAAGGGCUCAUAUGGGCAUGUUCACUGAGUUGGCUAUAUUAUAUUCGAAAUAUAAACCAGCCAAGAUGCGGGAACAUCUGGAAUUAUUCUGGUCGAGGGUUAAUAUUCCGAAAGUUCUUAGAGCUGCUGAACAGGCACAUUUGUGGGCCGAACUAGUAUUUUUGUAUGACAAAUACGAAGAGUAUGAUAAUGCUGUCCUGGCUAUGAUGGCGCAUCCAACUGAGGCAUGGCGUGAAGGUCAUUUCAAGGAUAUCAUUACAAAGGUGGCCAAUAUCGAGCUAUACUAUAAAGCAAUUCAAUUCUAUCUAGAUUACAAACCUUUGCUGUUGAAUGAUUUGUUGCUGGUUCUUGCUCCAAGGAUGGAUCACACUAGGGCUGUUUCAUUCUUUUCUAAAACAGGUCACUUACAACUUGUGAAAUCAUAUUUGCGGUCAGUGCAGAAUCUAAACAAUAAAGCAAUCAAUGAAGCUCUCAAUUCACUCCUUAUAGAAGAAGAGGACUUCCAGGGUUUGAGAACAUCCAUUGACGCUUUUGACAAUUUCGACAACAUUGGGUUGGCACAAAAGUUAGAGAAACAUGAGUUGACGGAAUUCAGACGGAUCGCUGCUUAUCUCUACAAGGGAAAUAACAGGUGGAAGCAGAGUGUUGAAUUGUGCAAAAAGGACAGACUUUUCAGGGAUGCUAUGGAGUAUACUGCAGAAUCGAGGAAUCAGGAAUUGGCCGAAGAAUUGUUGGCCUGGUUUUUAGAAAGGAAGGCCUAUGACUGUUUCUCAGCAUGCUUAUAUCAGUGCUACGAUUUAUUACGGCCUGAUGUCAUUCUCGAGCUUGCAUGGAAACACAAAAUAAUGGAUUUUGCCAUGCCCUAUCUUAUUCAAGUAACAAGAGAGCUGACGACCAAAGUAGAGAAACUAGAACAAUCUGAAGCAGAAAGACGGAACGAAGCUGCUGAAGAAACGAACAAACCCAUGAUGAUACCCGAACCUCAGCUCAUGCUAACUGCCGGUCCAGGAAUGGGCAUACCGCCUCAGCAAUAUGUGCCGCCCCAAGCGUAUCCUCAACCUGGUUAUGCUCCCCAAAUGCCCUACCAAGGUUAUCCUGGCAUGUAAUAUAAGGCCCCACUCUUCAACCAAGUUUACAGAAGGGUCUGAUCUGUAAUUGUCCAGACAAUUGAUUUGGAGGAGAUAGUGCUUCGGAACAAUAGUGAAGGUCUUACUAUUACGAAUUAGAUGUGUAAAAUAUUUCUAAUAGAAAGGUGGAUGUAAAUUUGAUCAAGUUAAUAGGCUGGGAAGUAACAAAAGAAUAAUUUAUACAUUGAUGUCAGUAGUAGACACAUCUGGAAGUUUCAGCAUGCUACUAUAAAGUAUGUCGUAUCUAGAUUUUUUUAUCAAUAUGUUGAUAAUUGAGAUUAUUGAAAAAGUAUUACAUUUUAAAUAGUGUUGGCACUAAUUGGCAAAAAUCAUGUGAAGAGGAAUUUACAUUCAUCUUUCGAUCACUAGCAGAAGAGUUAUAUGUUUUGUGUUCUACACAAAAUGCCUACAACUUAUAGUUAAAAACAAUAAAUUCACCAUCGUUGACCUAAAUUUGCGGUUUUUUCUGGAAGUUUGCUUUCUUUUAUCAAAUAAAUAUUGAUUUUUAUGUUUUAGUUGAAUCAAAACACAUUUGUUGCAUUAAUUUCUAAGAAUGUAUAUAUACUAUAACGUAAAUGCACUUAUACUAGUAUGUAUAUAAUCCAAUUUGUUUUAUCGUACUAUUAUCCCACUUUUGUUUUGUAGCCUUUUUAUCAUUCCUUAUUUAAAUAUAGAUAUAUGUAUAUGCCGAAAAUGUUUAUUAACUUAUUACAUUGAAUAUCGACAGUGCUUUGCCAAUAUCCAUGUGUGAUUUCUGAAAUUGCUAUUCAAAUAAAUUUUCUAAAAAAAAGGUGGAUAUUGGUGAAUAUAUAUGGAGAAUAUAACACUUUUUUUAUUAGGCAAUUAUUAGUAUUUUUCCUGUUAAAAUAUAAAGCUAUGAGAUAU
Leptinotarsa decemlineata (Colorado potato beetle) is the source of this 6145-nucleotide messenger RNA. It is a transcript of the gene Chc, whose product is annotated as Clathrin heavy chain. Lineage: Eukaryota; Metazoa; Arthropoda; Insecta; Coleoptera; Chrysomelidae. The record is from RefSeq and is a predicted model, not a curated record. Gene Ontology annotation, cellular component: clathrin coat of trans-Golgi network vesicle; clathrin coat of coated pit; cell cortex. Gene Ontology annotation, biological process: intracellular protein transport; receptor-mediated endocytosis. Gene Ontology annotation, molecular function: clathrin light chain binding; structural molecule activity.